GUGCAGCUGAGUGUUAGCUAGAGCUCGGACGUGUGGACGAGAGCGGCUCCCAACUUUGAAUAACUCUGAAGAUAAACACUCAUGAAAGAAGUCGGACGACGGAUUGACUUGUUUGCUAAUCUUUUGUUGUUGUUUUUUCAGCCCAUUUUCAUUUGACUUCGCGUUUCAUUUCGAAGACUUUUUUUUAAAGUGACUUCGACAAUUCCCAACAUGAACACCGGGCCGGCGCUGGGAAAGUUCUCCGUGCUGCUGGCGAUGCUUGUCCUGGCCGUGAGGUCGCCGUGUCGAGCGGCCGAGCCCCUGCCGGCGGCGGUGGCGGCGGCACAGUGGUCCGGGGACGACUUCAGGAACUUGACACUACGGCGCCAUCGAACCUGCGUGGAGAACGAGCAGUACCACCACCAAGGCCUCUGCUGCCUCAACUGCCCGGCUGGGACAUUCGUGCUGAGGGCCUGCGAGCGUGACCACCAGCAGGGGGUGUGUUCUCCCUGCGAGCACGGCCACACGUACACGGAACACCCCAACGGGAUGAAUCGAUGUUUGCCUUGUACGCACUGUCGCCAAGACGAGAAGGAGACGGCGUCCUGCACCACCAUGUCCGACACCAAGUGCCAGUGCAAACCCGGAACGUUCUGCGUCUCCGACCAGGCCUGUGAAGUCUGCAAACGCUGUGCCAAGUGUAAAUCAGGCGAGGAGGAGGAGAAGAAGUGCACCCACUCUUCCAACACCGUGUGCAGAAAGCGCCAUACGUCUCCCACCCAAAUCCCGUCCACCCAAACCACGCCCACCCCUGCCCCUGUCUCGCCAGCAAACAUCGUCGUUCCCAUCUUGUGCUGCGUCUUCGUGGUUGUCCCCAUCGUGCUGGCAGUGUGGUAUUUUGUCAUCAAACCGCAUUUUUUUCAACCAUGCGUGAAGAGUCACUUUGAGGCCGACGAAAUUGUGAAGGUUCCCAUCGAUGAGAGUGCCCCCACGGCAGAGGAGUGUCAGAACAGUCGGAACGCCGGCCUGGAGGGGGAGGAUUCCCGGCCGGAGUCGCGACCCCUCCUGCAGGAGACGCAGGCCGGCAUGACCAAGGCCUCGUCUCCCGUAGAGGACGAGGACCGCGGACUGGGGGACAGUCUCCCCAACACCACCAGCUCGUCUCAGACCAGCCUGUCGGCGCUCCCGACUGCAGCCUCGUCCGGGAACAGUCCUCAGGAGAGCCCGGCCGCCUGCAGGGUCACGCCUGCCGCCAUGGUGAGCAUCGGAACGGGACAGGAAAGGAAAGGCACGUUCUCGGCCCGUCCACUCGUCCUUCAUGUCUCUUCACUCUUUCAGGAGGAUCCUCUGCAGCAUCGCUUGAUCCCGCUGCAAGAGUCCGAAAAGUCCCUGAGGAAGAGCUUCGACCUGUUCGACAAACACCUGGACGUGGGGAUCCACAACAAGUUCUUCAGGAACAUUGGCGUCAGCGACAACCACAUUCGCAUGGCGGAGGGCGGCGUGGCGGGCGACAAAGUGUACGAGCUGCUGAAGAACUGGAUGCAGCGUCAGGGCCUGAAGGCCGACAUCAACCAACUGCUGCAGGCCCUGCUGGACCUGGACCAGCGCCGCUCGGCCGAGAGCAUCGCCUCAGAGGCGCUGCGGCGAGGCUUCUACAAACACGCCCCCUGAAGGGACGCCGCCCCGUCGCGGGCGUGUUGAUGCCCUUCGUGGACUUACUUCUUCGCGGCUUGGAGAGCCAGUAGUUUUUUGUUUUUUUUGAUGAGACAAAAAGGGGAAGCCGAGCUGCUCGAAGGACGCUGAACGCCACAGAAAAAGAAGUGAACUCACUGAGUGGCGAGCACAUAAUACACUGGUCUGGCGCGCUGUUAGCGAUUAUGCCAUGCACUGCCCCCUACUGGCACAAUGUAGUCACGCUACCUGUUACACCACCAUGAAUGUUUCCCUGCUAGCAUGAAGUCACUAAACGUUGUCAAAUCACCUUUUUACUCCGAUUGUUACGGAAAAGAACCACGAUGAACCCGGCAACAUUUUAUUUAUUCUCCUAUUUAUUAUUCCGCGCCUUAUUUAUGCCUUUCAAGCAAAACGUGCACGCUCCCUUGGCCUCUAAAAGUUACAUUUCAAUCAGGAGUCCCGCAGCCCAAAUAGUCCACUUCGCUAACCAGUCUCGGACUGCAGGUACGCAUCCUCUUGUCCCGUUUAGCUUCGAUGAAGGAAGUUUCAAACAGUUCAACUUUGUUACUACCAAACGUUAGCUUCUUUGCAAUGAGCCUCAAAGUAUGUGUGUGUGUGUUUAUGUGCGUGUGCGUGUGUGCGCGCGCACACAGAUGAUUGUAGAGGUCCAAUCAGGAACAUGCUAGCUGAAACUGGACCCUCCUCCGCCCACCCCAUCUGCCCUGUACAGAAUGAGUCUACUGUAUUGUGAUGCUCAGUGCUGGCGCUGCCAUCUAGUGGUCGACAAAGAAACUUCACCCUGCAUCGAUCUCAAAGGCUUGGUUGGUCACAUGACUUUUUCAUAUUGUUUUCCAGCUGUGACUUCAUGGUUUGAUUGAAGGAGCAAAGCAGCAGGGCAAAGAAUUCGCUUUCAUUGUUGGAAUCAAUAAAGUUAAGUGCUGUUAAGACUUAAAUGAUGAAAGAUGUCCAUUUUGAUGAAAUGUUUUGUACAGAGACUCCCUCGUGAAUUCUGAAUGUUUGUUUUGUAUUUGAAGAAUAAAUUGCUUUUUU
This is a messenger RNA of Doryrhamphus excisus (bluestripe pipefish), 2703 nucleotides long. Its product is annotated as tumor necrosis factor receptor superfamily member 10B. The record is from RefSeq and is a predicted model, not a curated record. Gene Ontology annotation, molecular function: protein binding. NCBI's taxonomy places the organism in Eukaryota, Metazoa, Chordata, Actinopteri, Syngnathiformes, Syngnathidae. Gene Ontology annotation, cellular component: cell surface; plasma membrane. Gene Ontology annotation, biological process: positive regulation of apoptotic process; TRAIL-activated apoptotic signaling pathway.